This is a messenger RNA of Colletotrichum lupini, 3471 nucleotides long. RefSeq names its product FHA domain-containing protein. The record is from RefSeq and is a predicted model, not a curated record. The transcript is spliced from 11 exons. Bases 1 to 3471 code for a protein of 1156 amino acids. NCBI's taxonomy places the organism in Eukaryota, Fungi, Ascomycota, Sordariomycetes, Glomerellales, Glomerellaceae. Gene Ontology annotation, cellular component: cytoplasm. Gene Ontology annotation, molecular function: protein binding.
AUGACUGCCGUCGCGAGCCCGCCCAGCUUCCAGCAACUCAAUCGACCGGGAUGGAAUGUUAAUGGCGGCCAAAGUCUGAAUUCGAUGAACCCAGAAGACGUCAGAGGCAUGUUCGCCGCACCUCGGAAGACGCUGCAGCGGAGCAACUCUUCCUCCUCGGUCUCAUCUACCUCCUCCAACUCGUCUACUACCACUGUUGCCACCAAUGGCUCGCAACCAAAUGGCACCCCGGCGUCUACAAACUCUGAUAUGAGCUGGUCCAGCACCGCCUCGAGAAAGCGACCACAACCCAAAGGACCAUGGCCGCCAGGCAAGCCAGAAGGUCAAGCCGAGUUCGGCAGACCUAUCAUGCGAAACGCCAUCAACGGCAUCAAUGGCGGUUCGUCGCUACAGACGGCUCCAGGCCAACCGCAAAUGAUGUCGCAGCAGGGACUCGGGGCAAGGCCCAUGGGCGACCCGAUGCCUAGCGGGCAGCCUGUGCUCUAUCUCUUGUCGCUCAAUGGUACCUUUGAACGCAAAACCAUCUCGGUACCAUUCUACCCAGAAAGCCUCCGUAUCGGUCGCCAAACCAAUCAGAAGACGAUCCCGACUGCCACCAACGGCUACUUUGAUAGUAAAGUGCUAUCAAGGCAGCAUGCUGAGAUUUGGGCAGACCGCACCGGCAAGAUAUACAUCCGCGACGUCAAAUCGUCCAACGGAACCUUUGUCAACGGCACGCGUCUCUCCCAGGAGAAUCGCGAAUCCGAACCGCACGAGCUACAGACGGGAGAUCAUUUAGAGUUGGGAAUCGACAUUGUGAGCGAGGAUCAGAAGACCGUCGUCCACCACAAGGUUGCCGCCAAGGUUGAACACGCCGGCUUCAUGAGCCCCUCAAGUAACGUUAUGGACAUGAAUUUUGGCGAUUUGGACCCCGCAAAUGGUGGCAUGAUGAUGCCAGCGCCGAGCCCAAUGCCCUACCGUGGCAGGACUGGUAGUAAUGCAUCGAUGGCCAGCAAUGGCCGCAUGAUGGCGCCCCAGAAUAUGGCCGGCAUGGCCCCUAAUGGUGGAGCAGCCCGUGGAUUCUUGUUAACGCCCAUUACCACGGAGCAUAUCGUCAAGAGACUUCACAACGAGAUGCGCAAUGCUCGAUUGCAGUCUCAAGACCUCUCCCGGACGGGCCAAUUCGUUCACGCUCUCUUGAGCAAAGACGAUGUAAAAGAUCUCGAGAAGCCGGAAGCCCCCGAACCUCCGAAGCAGCUUCCCAAUGGCAACGCUCUACCCUUCCGUACCGAUGCGAAGACCAGAUUUUCCGAUCCUCCUGCCCCGCCUCCGCAGCAGCCGCUGCCUGAGAAGCCCGAUGUGCCUUCACUGAAACGAGGCACCACUGAGCGACCAAAGACUAAUAGCACCACCUCGCCCGUUGGACGGGACAACUUGCAUCAGAUCAUUCAGUUGACCGAAGCGUUGAAUAACGCAAAGAAGGAGAUGGAUACCCAAACGGCCCGUAUUAAGGAUUUGGAAGACAUGCUCCGAAAAGAACGGGAGGCACGCGAGCUUGCCGAGGAUAUGGCAAAGAUCCUUGAGGACAGUGCCUUGAAGGAAACCAAUGGCGCGCCCAAGGAACACGAUACCGAGAUUCUCGAGGAGGCUUUUGAGCCGCCCCGCGAUACCGUCGACACCCAGGAUAUCGAGAUGACAGAUGCCGAACCGCUCUCCGAGGAGCCUGCUCCAGAGAGCGCUGAGGAUAUUGCUGCACGUUUCCAGGUCAAGCUUGACACAAUGAUGUCAGAAGUGACGGACCUGAAGCAACAGAUGGAGGCAUGGAAGAGCAGAUGCGAGAAGGCUGAGACGGAGCGCGACGCCGAUCGUCAAACUUUGGCCGAGAUGGUUGCCCAGAUUCGCAGAGACGAGGAGGCUAGGCAAAACGCUGCUGCUGCGGAGAAGAAUCGUUCUCUUUCCCCAGGACGACGCGGCCGGAGCGAAGGACCUGCCGACAAGACAACUUCAGUUGUUCAGGCCAAUGGAUCCGGUGACUCGACGUCAGCUUCUACCCAGGCAGAGUCACCCGUGGACGACUUUGGUGACAAGCCCACGUUGUCACGAGCCAACACCAUUACGCCACUUUCCAUACCUCCAGGCAAGCUGGCAAAGGACCAAGCCAUGAUGGCCGGGGUUCCCUAUGCUUCCAUGCUUGGCGUGGUAAUCCUUGGCAUGGGUCUCAUGGCUUACAUUAACGGCUGGCAACCCGAGCCGACUCCCCACAAGCACUUCAACGUUGGCGUUGCACAUACUUAUGGCGUUUCUUGCAUUGAAAGCGGUCAUUCGUUUUCCACCGACCUCUACCAAGGACGGCUGGGAGGGAAACAAAUGGUUGGAGAUGGCGUUAAAGAUUUUCUUCCUUUCUGUGGGCUGGGGUCCUCAAUCGAGGACGUUUCGAUCGCGCUGCAAGCACGAAAGACAAAUGUGUCCCGCUGCAACAUCCCUGAUGGGAAUACUUGUAGUGUCACCCUUCGGUAUGCGGGCGCAUUUGCCGCUCUACAUGAACAUGAGGGGAAGGGCUGUAGAUUACCGGCAGUAUGGCAGGGGUGGAUUGACGAGAUUAAUAGCUGUUGCAUCGAAUGUCGGACGGCUAUUGAUGACUGCCGUCCUCCCUUCAGCAACGAUAUGCUUAGUCUAGCCCCCAUAAUGAUGCUGCUUUGCUUCGGAACAAAUUGGGAAGAAGGACAGAUUCCAGAUAAGAGGUGCUACGGAAUGGAGCCCAAACCAAGGCCCGGCAACAUUUGUGAAAUGAAGCAUUCCAGUGCCCAUCACCACUUAAGUGUUGACUCCAUUCUCCCCGACAACGCACAUGUCAAACAAACAGUCAAUAACCUUUUCAACUAUGUAAGCGCUCGUUGUGAUCCACUUACCAUCGAAAGACGAAAGCUCAAUUGCCCCUCAUUUUGGUACUACGGCUUCAAGAUAUCAUUCCCACUAGAUCAUUUUGAUGGACAUGGCCGCUCCUUCAUCUACGAAGAAGGCGUCCAGCCCAUGAACCAACCCACACGACCCGCUAAGCCGAAAUCCAACCCUCAACCUCGUCGUCCACCUCCACCCCCGCCAAAAAGAUCAACAGACCCUCACGAAAACAUCCACGCCUGGCUCUCGGGCGUCACGAUCGACGAGGAACAUGUACCCCUCGCAUCAGACAUCUUUCAUGCUCUAGGCCAGAUCCAAGGUCAGACGAAGGAGAGCCACCAAGCACCACCGGUGGACGAGCAGCAGAAGCAGUCGGGGACACAGACACAGACACAGGCCGCCGGUCCGACGGUGACUGUCCACACCAUGGGCCCGGGGUUUAUCGGCCGCGCUCCGGCGUUUGGGACGUCUGAGUUCUUUGCGAAUAUGGUUGUUGUGGGGAUUCUGUUGCUCUUCGCGCCGGGGUUUACGAUUCUUGCGGCGGGGGUGUUUUUCACGUCGAGGGUUGCGGAGAGGUGGGCUGGGCAGGAGUAA